Messenger RNA from Rhipicephalus sanguineus (brown dog tick), 1053 nucleotides. Its product is annotated as palmitoyltransferase ZDHHC20-B. The transcript has 3 exons. Gene Ontology annotation, biological process: protein targeting to membrane; peptidyl-L-cysteine S-palmitoylation; synaptic vesicle maturation. The record is from RefSeq and is a predicted model, not a curated record. Bases 1 to 1053 code for a protein of 350 amino acids. Gene Ontology annotation, molecular function: protein-cysteine S-palmitoyltransferase activity. Gene Ontology annotation, cellular component: endoplasmic reticulum; Golgi apparatus. Lineage: Eukaryota; Metazoa; Arthropoda; Arachnida; Ixodida; Ixodidae.
AUGCUGCCGUCGGUCGGCCGGCCAGUCACUCUCACCGAGGACAGUACCAGCGCCCGUCGAGAGAGCUUCGUAAAGCCCCGGUCGCUCGCCUGGCUUCCCGUGUUACUGGUGUCGGCGCUGAUUUCUUGUUCCUACUACGCCUACGUUUUGGUUUUCUGCCGGCUCGUUGUCGCGCAGGAGAGCAUAGCGAAGGCCGCAGCCUUCGCCGUCGGCUUCCACCUGCUUCUUUUCAUGUGCAUCUGGUCGUACACGAAGACGACGGCGACAGCGAUUCCCGAAGUUCCACCAGCGUACCUGCUCAGCGUGGGCGAGGAGCAGGCGCUGGCCAACUGUGAAAAUGAGCGCACGCGGCAUGGUCUACUCGAAAUGCUGGCAUCGUAUAGAGGCGUGAUCACCCAGGGGCCAGACGGAUGUGCGCGUUACUGCGAGUCAUGCCAUCUCGUCAAGCCGGACAGGUGCCACCACUGCUCUACGUGCCGAAGAUGCAUCUUGAAGAUGGACCACCACUGCCCGUGGUUCAACAACUGCGUCAGCUUCAGCACCUACAAGUUCUUCCUGCUCACGCUCUUCUACACGGUCGCGUUGUGCGUCUACGGAGUGGCCACGCUGGCAGCGCACUUGGUUGGGUGGUGGUCGGACGCAUGGCAUCUGAAGCCAUACGGCUUCCACAUGGGCUUCCUCGUGGUCGUGGGCUUCACGCUUGCUAUCGCUCUCGGCUCCUUUCUCGUCAUGCACCUGUCCAUGGUGUCGAGAAACGAGACGACGCUCGAGAAGAUGCGCGGCGCCAUGUUCCAGGAACCCGGAGACUCGUUCGAUCUUGGCAACCGCUACCGGAACUUCACAGAGGUGUUCGGUCCACAAAAGUCACUGUGGAUGAUUCCCGUGUUCACGAGCGUCGGCGACGGCGUCCGGUUCCCGACCAGGCUGCACCCCACGCGAGGCACGGUCGACCCGCGGCCAUCUGCCGUUGUGGUAAACUAUUCUGCGGCCACUUACGCGACAGGCUCGUCCAGUCUCGAUUGCAGAGCUGACGUCAUGGAUAUAGUACAAUAA